Molecule: messenger RNA, 1018 nt
Organism: Lineus longissimus
Lineage: Eukaryota; Metazoa; Nemertea; Pilidiophora; Heteronemertea; Lineidae
Product: large ribosomal subunit protein mL64-like
Exons: 2
Coding region: 198-713 (171 amino acids)
Cellular component (GO): mitochondrion; nucleus
Source: RefSeq, a predicted model, not a curated record
AUAGGGUCACACAUUUUGCUAAUUUUCUGCUAAAAUUAUCUCGUUUAUCGCGAAAUAGUCGAAUAAUAACAUCAUUGAAGUUCUCGACAGACGUUUCAAAUGAAUAUUCGACUGAUGAAGAGGAUGAAAUAGAAUUAGCUCGUAAUAAGAGUCGUUUGAGCGUACGCCAGCGAGCAAAACUUGAUGAACAUGCCAAAAUGUUUACACCUCAGUCAGCGUGGGAAGUGAGUCUUCGGAAGCAGAGACAAUUGUACGCGAAGUUUGGGAAAGCGUCUGGUAUUGACCCAGGUGUGAUGUGGCCGACACGAGAGGAGCUGCGUGCUGUCGUCGAGGAAGAGAGAGAGUGGGAACCACCUCUUCAAGAGAGGAUGGCAAAGGCUCGAGCAGAUCGAGAAGAAAAAUUAGUGGCUGAAAAGAAAAGACAUGACUCUGUUGUGAAAGCCAUGGAAAAGAUGCCAGAACUUAUUGCCCAGUAUGAAGCCAAGCUGCGCAAAAAGGAGGCGGACGUGAGGAAAUCUGAGGAAAGAAAAAAGAGACUGCUGGAGGAAGCUAAAGAAUUCUUUGGUUAUGAUAUUGACUAUAGGGACCCUAAGUUCAAACAGUUACAAGAACUAAAAGAAGCUGAGGCUAAAAAGUUAGCAAAGCAGAAAAAGAAGGAGGAAAAGUUACGACGUAUGACUGCUAGUCUGACUUCAGAUGAACCAAAAUCAUGAUGAUGAUGUGUGUGUAGACUGAAUAGUAUCAAGUUGUGUGAGAGCUACUUUGAUGUUCUAUGCGUAAUUUGUGAACACAGUGCAUGGUUUCAGAGACAAACUCACAGGAUUACACAGUGUAUCAGAUCAUGGCUGUACUUGUUAGAUUGUAUUAAAAGUUGACUUAUGAGUAUGACAUCUGCUUGACGCUCAAUUGAAAGCUACCAAGUAUUAUUUCGUCUUUGACAGAUCAGUUGAGGCCAUACCCUUGUUGUUGAAAAUAUGUUUGAAAGAGGGUCAAUAAAUCUUUUGAAUGUGAGUUGGUA